AUGACGAUUGAAUCGAGUAAGAGUAAUGAACAUGUUAUAAUCGUAAUUUCUUUUAUUUUUAAACGAUGUGCAGAGCUUGAUGAAAUUCUGCGUACCACUUCAAAUGAUUUUCUACAAUCUAAAGUAUUUUUUCCCGUAAAAUAUGAAGAAUCAAGAGAAACUACGGAAACUAGACGCGAAUUAUGCCUUGAUGAAUUUCGACAACACAAGACACAUUAUCGACGACGUCCGCGUUUAUCACCAGUUUGUGCACACUAUUGUACAACGACUACGAACUGUCAAUCCAAUCAAGAACAAUCGGCUUGUGUUAGUCCUUUGUGGCCGCCAGAGACUAUAAAGUAUGCACAAAAAUUUAAACGUAUUUGUUAUGUUCGAGUCACAGCAAUUCUACAAUAUGAACAAGCAAAACAAAUGUGUCAUAGAUACGGUCUUCAAUUAGCUAUCAUCGAUAAUAUUCAAUUACUUGAACGAUUGCGACAAUUAAAUAUGUUCAAUACAACAUGUAAAGGACAAUGUCCAGAAUCAAGAGGAUAUUAUAUUGGACUAAAGCGAUUGUUGGAUCAAUCGAAGUCCAAAUGGAUGUGGUCUAACAAUGUAUCAUGGGCAGAGAAUGAAAUCGAUUGUGAUGAUUACGCUCAUACGUUCUAUGCUAAUUCAAGUCUUCUAUGUUACAUCGGCAGCGACGGACAAAAAAAAGUCACAGUAUGGAAUAAAAAUGAACCGAACAAUUAUCGAAGUCCUAACUAUCGAGGAGGAGAGCAGUGUGUUGAAAUUAUUGUUCAUACAGAUGAAAAAUCAGCAUUGGAAAAAACUGGUAAAUUAAACGAUAUUCCUUGUACUAAACCAACAUUUGGUGUUAUAUGUCAAAUGGAAGAUACUAAACCAAUCAAUAUUACACGUUUUGAAUCUUUUGCAAAGAUAAUUGGCUUCACUAAAAUCGAAGAUUUAUUAGCUAAUUUUGAAAAUACAAUUUCACUAAAUAUUGAGACAUUAGUAACGAGGACUCAAGCAUUUGAAGAUUUACUUAAUCUAGAUUCGUUUACAACUAAUCAAACUACGAAUAUAUUAAAUAUGUUUGAUCAACUUGUAAAUUUUACUGGACAACUUAAACUCGAAGAUAGUUUAUAUAAAUCAGUAACGAAUAAGUAUUCUAUGAUUUUCUUUUAUUCAAUUUCCUAUUCAUAUUUUAAUAGAUUACUUCAAUUUCUUGAUUCAUUUUCAGCUAAAAUUCAAAUCGGAAGUAAUCGAAGUAUUUCGUUUGAAUACGAAAAUAUGAAUCUAUCCAUAUUUGACAUAAAUUUUCAAAAUGAAAGUAAUGAAUGGCGUAAUAUAAAUACGAACAAAUAUUUGAAUACAAUUAUUGAAAUUAAUAUUCAAGCGUUAAAAAAACAAUUAAUUCAAUCUAAAAAUUAUCGUAUUGUCGAAACAAUUUUUUCUAAUUUUAAUCUAUUUCCACAAACAAAUAUUACUAAUUUUGGAGUACCGCUAUCGUAUCAAAUAGCGAAUUUCACAACAAUUAAAGCAGAUAACGAUCUAAUCAGAUUUCAGAUUCAAGUAUCAGAGUCACUUCAAUCGUAUAAUAUUGCUUGUGUAUAUUGGUCAUUCGAUAAGAAUAAUGGAUCAUGGGUAGCUGAUCAUGAUUGUCGUUUUGCUGGAUAUGUGAAUAAUUAUGCGCAAUGUUAUUGUAAUCAUUUAACCCACUUUGCUGUACUUAUGAUAUCUAACCCACAUCAAAGUCUCGAGCUACUAUCAGCAUUUGAAGAAUUAAUUUUGACAUUUGUAACAUAUAUUGGCAUUUCCUUAUCUAUAUUUGGCCUUGUUAUGACACUAAUUACUUAUGUACUUUUCCGCAGUUCACAAAACAAUCGUUCUCAUAUAUCUUUAAUAAUGUUAUGUUUAUCAAUUUUAUUCGUUAAUUGUUGUUAUAUUCCAUUUAGUUUUACUCAAUCGAGUUCAUUCAAAUUAAACCAACAUAUUUUUUGUACUAUACUGGGAUUUUUAUUUCAUUAUUUUCUCAUUGCAUCCUUUAUGUGGAUGUUAAUUAUGGCUAUUGUUCAAUAUAUGCAUUUUGUUCGAAUACUUAAUACACAUAUAUCACAUUUUUACAUUAAAUCAUGUACAAUCGGAUGGAUAGUUCCACUCAUAUUUCCUUCUCUCGUGGUUUUACUCGGUCACAAUCGGGGUUACACCGAAGAAUCUCGAUGUUGGAUUAAUAAUCAAAAUCUUCUAAAUUUGACUUUUCUUCUACCAAUAUCUACUAUUAUCUUGUUUAAUUUAAUUCUCUUUGGAUUUAUUCUAAGAAGUAUAUUUCGUCAUAAUGCUGUCGUAGCUACAAAAAAGAAGAAAUACUCAAAAGUUCAAAUCGGUGCAACUCUUUGUUGUUUUGUUUCCAUUGGAUGUACUUGGCUAUUUGGUAUUACUGUUCUUAUUGAUCCUAGUUUUAAUCAUCAAUUAAUCUUUUCGAUAUGCAAUUCAUUUCAAGGCUUUCUUAUAUUUCUUUUUCAUGUUUAUCUAUCAAAACCAAAACGUGCAUUAUGGCAAUCAUUCUUGGUUCAGCAUGGUUGUCAUUCACAUUCAAAUGUGUCUUCAGAUCAUAAAGAGAUUAUGACAAUUAGUUAUUCAACUGGUAGAAAUGCUAGUGAAAUAACAAGCUCGCUGAAAUCUAAUAUUAGUCGAGCAUCAACAUUUUCAGCAGCCGAUCAACACAAAUCACACCACAAUGUAAAGAGUCCUACAACGACCAAUCAUAGAAGAAACGAACUAUUAAAUGUUGUACACUUGGAACUAAGUCGUUUGUAA
Messenger RNA from Rotaria socialis, 2799 nucleotides. The record is from the annotation of a GenBank genome assembly. Lineage: Eukaryota; Metazoa; Rotifera; Eurotatoria; Philodinida; Philodinidae.